CGGUUGAGCUUCUCUACGGCCCGGCCCUACCCCCGCCCUAUCCUCAGAGCUCGGCGCACUUGGCCUCCAGCCGUCAACCUCGCAACUGCGUUCUGAGGCCCGGCCGGGGCUCUAAGUGGAGAGGAUGACCAAAACAGAGAAAGGGAGCGGGGAAGUCAGUUGGGCUCUGCGUGGCGCCCUGGCCGCCGUGGCGUUGCUUUCCGCGCUCAACGCGGUGGGCACAGUCUUCGCGCUGUGCCAGUGGCGCAGACUGAGCGAGGAGCUGCGGGCGCUGGAGGCGGAGAGGGUUCAGCAGGCGAGGGAGGACAGCGCCCUCCGCAUCUUCCUCCAGGAGCUGAGUCGAGCUCCCCAGAACAUCCCCGGCAACCCCGAGCCAGAUCUCCCCGGGGCGGCGCGGAACAAGCGCAGUCAUGCUGGGGAGCCCCAGCCACACAUCCGGGCGGAGAACCAGGACAUGCUGAUGAUGAUGACUUAUUCCAUGGUGCCGGUUCGAGUGAUGCUGGAUUUAUGUAACAGCACCAAAGGAAUCUGCUUAACAGGCCCACCUGGACUACCAGGACCCCCAGGAAUGAAUGGGUUACCAGGACACAAUGGAUCGGAUGGAUUGCCUGGCAUUCCAGGAGCAAAGGGAGAAAAAGGAGCAAAUGGGAAAAAAGGAAAAAUGGGGCCGCCUGGGGCCAUAGGACAUCAAGGGGAGAAAGGAGAAAAGGGAGACCCUGGUGAAUUAGGCUUGCCUGGAAAUGAUGGUCCCCCAGGAGAGAAAGGUGAAAGAGGAGAGAAAGGAGACAAAGGGGACCCAUCCAAUGAUGUGCUUCCUACAGGUGCCAAAGGGGACCAAGGUCCCCCAGGCCUCCCUGGCCCUCCUGGACCCCCUGGCCCUCAAGGUCCACCUGGCCCACCUGGAAGCAGAAAAGCCAAAGCCCAGCGCCAGGCAAAUAUGUUUAACAGCCAAUGCACAGGGUUCCUUAUGUUCGGAUUUGAAUUUGCAAUGGAAACCUAUGAAACACUGAAGAUUGAAAAUGCCUUGCACUUUGGUCGAAAUUAUCUCUUUGUAAACGCAAAGACAUACUUCAAUUUUGCAGUUGAUGAAAAGGGCCUUUGGAUUAUCUAUGCUUCAAGUCUGGAUGAGUCCAGUAUCUUUGUGGCCCAGCUGGAGGAAAGCACCUUUUCGGUCCUCCAGUACAUCAACACCACGUACCCCAAAUCCAAAGCAGGCAACGCCUUUGUUGCCUGUGGCAUCCUCUAUGUCACAGACACCAAAGACAUGAAGAUAACCUUUGCUUUUGAUUUGUUACAGAGGAAGCAGAUCAAUGUGAGUUUUGACCUAAGAACUUCACAGUCUGUUCUUGCCAUGUUAGCUUACAAUUUGAGAGAUCAGCAUCUAUACACAUGGGAAGAUGGCUAUUUAAUGCUAUAUCCUGUUCAGUUUUUGUCAGCCAUGGGAAACAAAUGAUGGUUCUUUCAGAAUAGUCCAGGAUCUCUUUGUCCCUCAGUAUAUUUUAACCUCAAUAUGGAAUAUUUCCAUCCCAACCUAAAAUGGGUCAUUUAGGGUAGCUGGGUGAAUAGAAAAUAAUCCAGGGAUAUAUACAUAUAUGUAUAUGUAUAACAAAAAAUCCAGCAAUAUAUAUAUAUAUAUAUAUACAUAUACAUAGUAAGAGUUUCAUAAUUACUUGUUGAUUGAUUGAUUUCCCAAAUAAUUAUAGUUUAUAUAGAGAUCUCUAUAUUUGUAUAGAGAUCUCUCACUCUUUAUAUAUUAGCUACAAUGUUUUGUUGAUAGGGAAAUCAAUCAAUCAACAGGCAAUUAUUAAACUCUUGCUAUGUGCCAAGUACUAUAAACCUUAGGGACACAAGGACAAAAGUGGAAGUGCCUGUCCUCAAGGAGAUUAUAUUCUAUUUAGCAAAUGAAUCAAUCUCCUUUAAAAUUUGAUUCCUUAGUGGUGAAACAUUGGACUAAGUCAAAAGACCAAGAUCAUAGUCCCAGGUCUGACUCUUAACUAUCUCUGUGAUCUUAGACAGAUUACUUCACCAUUUUGACCCUCAGUUUCCUCAUCUUAUCCACUGAGGAGGUUGGACUAGGUGGUUUCUGUAUAGGGUCCCUUCCAAGCUAUGAUAAUCUAUGAUUUUCAACUCCCUGGAUGAAGAUGGUAUUGAUAAUGACAAGGAUUGCUCCCCAGUUUUGCCAUGAAUUUGCCAAAUUACAUGUGAAAUAAUUGAAAUUUAUUAAAAUUUCCCAUGAAUUAA
Molecule: messenger RNA, 2241 nt
Organism: Vombatus ursinus (common wombat)
Lineage: Eukaryota; Metazoa; Chordata; Mammalia; Diprotodontia; Vombatidae
Gene: GLDN
Product: gliomedin
Exons: 8
Coding region: 125-1453 (442 amino acids)
Biological process (GO): signal transduction
Cellular component (GO): cell surface
Source: RefSeq, a predicted model, not a curated record